Messenger RNA from Peronospora matthiolae, 1224 nucleotides. The record is from the annotation of a GenBank genome assembly. Lineage: Eukaryota; Oomycota; Peronosporomycetes; Peronosporales; Peronosporaceae.
AUGGAUGCCAAUGUCGAUGCAAUCGAUACCGAUGAUGAUGACGACGACGAUGCUGGUAUAUUCAGUAUCGCCAACGACCACCAAAGUGAGGAAGAUGAUGCCCUCACUGGUACAGACAAUAUUCUUUCAGUAUUGCGCACGGAGCGCACUGCUGUUGACAAGGAUGAAUCAGCAGAGGAGUUUUUGCUGACUCGCGAAGCGGUUGUCCGCUUCGUUCAAGAUUCUAUUGUACAUGCAAUAGACAAGCAGAAAAGAAACGCAGACAAACAUGGAAGAGCAACUGUUCUCUCAUUUGAUGAAGGAGACCUAGUUUUGCUGUCAACAGUAAACCUACCAAGACACGCAGUGACAAACGUGGGCAGCAGUAAAUUACUGCCCAAGUACAUUGGUCCAUUUCGUGUGUUGCGCCGAAUGGGCAACGCAUACACGAUUGAAAUGCCCCGUAAGAUUCAUACGCAUCCUACGUUUUGCGUCGGUCGUCUCCGCCCGUACUAUCAGUACGAGCUCGUUUCGAGAUGCGAAGAACACCUCCGCGGUCGAGAGCCGAGACCACCUUCGAGUGGUCCCGUUUCAACGAGCCAGUCUGGUCGACUAGUGAAGCGACCUGUUCACGCAGUUCAGCGAUGUCUCGACGAGCUACAGCCAGCUCGUCACGAAGAGAACGAGUCGAACGUUCGUUCUCAAGUUGCGCGAGCGCAAAAGCAGCACGAUCGUCCGAACGAUGGUCAUCUUACAACUGUUCCGAUACACGGUUCAGCUCUUAAACAUCAAGCUGAUCCGACCCUCGAGCCGGAUCAGGUGUUCCCGCCGCCACCACAUCCUUAUAUGGACUCAGGCGGUGGUCAACGCUUUCUAGUGGAGCGUAUUUUGAACCACCGCGAUGUGAAUGGCGUCCGGACAAAUUUAAAAAAAGAUUACCUCGUCCGCGGGCGUGGCUAUCCACCGGCGUGGGACAGCUGGGAGCCUCGUGCCCAGCUGAUUGUUGAUGUCUUGGAUCUCGUUGAGCAACAUGACGAGACCCACCCGCUGCGUUCGAAGAAGGGCCGUCGGAAAACGAUUCCCCGAACGCGAGUACAGGGAUUGAAAGGUUUCAAUCCCUUCGGCCAUCUCGGAAGAGAUGCGCGCCCUCCAGUGGGGAUCAUUAGGGAGGUAGGCAUCCCUAGGGGCACGGUUCGAAUUGUCCAGGCAGCCUGGAAACGAAUCACCCCUCUAAAGACAGGGUAA